AUGCCGUUACAAUCGUAUGAUUACACACCCAGCCAAGCGCACUCAAGCCCGCAAAGACUAGGAAGCAUCGGCCAUUCUCAGAACCUUCCGUUCUUGGAUCAAUCGUGUUACUACGAGAACGACGACGCAUCGAGUCAGAGUACUGCGAGUACAACAUACGCUUGGAAACAUGAGAGCGGAUCUGCAAACUCAAUGUCGCAAUUGGAGAGCACGUUCGGAGACAGACAACAACAUCUGCUUCAAUCCAUCAAAUCGUAUUCGCUCCACAUCCUAGUAGCCACGAUCGUUGCCCUUUUUCUCUUCGAAAUCACCGUUCGCCUACCCUUCCUUCUCGCACUCACAUUUGCGAUUCCCUACGUCCACAUGAUGCUCACACCAGAGAAAUCCACACUCUGCUCUACUGCUUACGAGAGUGAUGCAGAGGAAGGUCUCUACCGUCGCUCAUCCACCUUCUCCAUUGUCCCCAGCCAACCUGCUGCCCAGCCCAAAGCUCCAGCAACGAUAGGCCCAAUCAGCAUCACCUUCCCCGGAUUAAACCUCUUCUUGCCAUCAACAUGGUUUCCAAGCGCGACAGACCCCUCUCGAUCCAGAAGAGUACGCUUACAUACCACGUACCGCGAGUCUGCAUACCAACCCCGACGCACUUUCCGCGAGGCGUUGGGAGACACUGGACCCAGACUAUUAAAGAGGUGGGGUGCGUUCGCACUCGAGACUUUGUGCUUUCAGAUUACUUCUCGUGUCAUGAUGCGUAUCGCGCAGGCUGCAUACGAAGCCAUGUCUGGCGAAGAGGUCAAUGACAACUUCGUGCACAUGUACGUUAUGUACGUUCUGCGCUUCUAUAAAGACUGGACUGUGGGUCUGAGCUCUAUUACUUGGUUCGUUAUCAAGAGGAUUGUUGGGAAGACAGUGCUGUCGUUGGGGAAACAGACUGUGAUGGCUGCUGGCGGCGUGAAGGACAUAACGUUGGAGUACGAAGAUGCGAACACAGUGCAGUUCUGA
This is a messenger RNA of Alternaria ethzedia, 999 nucleotides long. RefSeq lists its product as uncharacterized. The transcript is spliced from 2 exons. The record is from RefSeq and is a predicted model, not a curated record. Bases 1 to 999 code for a protein of 332 amino acids. Lineage: Eukaryota; Fungi; Ascomycota; Dothideomycetes; Pleosporales; Pleosporaceae.